Molecule: messenger RNA, 1655 nt
Organism: Aphidius gifuensis
Lineage: Eukaryota; Metazoa; Arthropoda; Insecta; Hymenoptera; Braconidae
Product: dynein regulatory complex subunit 5
Exons: 9
Coding region: 53-1597 (514 amino acids)
Biological process (GO): nucleocytoplasmic transport; activation of GTPase activity
Cellular component (GO): perinuclear region of cytoplasm; nucleus; cytosol
Molecular function (GO): small GTPase binding; GTPase activator activity
Source: RefSeq, a predicted model, not a curated record
AUUAUUAAAGAAAAUUAAAUUUAAAAUUAUCUGAAAAUUUUGAAAAAUAAACAUGAAAAUACCACAGAUAAUUUCAAGAAACGUUAUUGAAGCCUACAGAUGUUCAAAUGAGACGAAAUUACUUCCCAUUGAGAUAAAUCGUAGUAUACAAUCUGAUAAUGAAAAUUGGGAUGAAAAUAUUGUCCCAGAAUUACGUAAAAUUUCACUAAAUAUAUUAGCUGAAAAUUGGAUAAUAAAUCCAGUAUUAGAUGAGCUUGAAAAUAGUGCUGAUAGAGAUGAAUUAUUGGAAUUAUUAUCAACAAAUAUUCCACUUGAUAUAAUCAUCAAAAAAAUUCCAGACGAGUGUUACUGGUCAAGAGCAGCCAAGGCCAGAUGGCAAUAUAAUAAUCCAGGUGAGCAUGGAAAUUCAUGGCGUCGUCUUUAUUGUGAACGUCAUCUUGCUGAAUUCAUAGAAAAAAUGGAUAAUGAUGACUAUCAUAAAAAUGAAUGUGACAAGUUGAUUGAUCUUGUUGCACCAUAUAUUAAAAUUCUAAAUAUACGUUCAUUAAUUCCAUUCAUAUAUCCUGUCAAGGUUUUCCAUCAAGAUGAUGAUGAUAUAAAUUUAACACCUGAAUUAAUGACUGUUCAUCAUGUUCAAUUUGAAAAUAUAUUAAUUAAAUUACCAGAACUUUGUGAAAUACAUAUUAAUUUUGGAGUUAUAUACAUGAAUGAUGGAUUUGAAUGGCGUGAUUUUGAAUUUUCUGUUGAAGAUUGUCUGAGUCUUGGUAAAGGUAUAAAAAAUUCAUUGAAGUUGGUGAAGAUAACAAUAACUCGAUCAAAUCUUGAUCAACCUCGUGUUGCUGCUCUUCUUCAUGGAGUUGUUGUCAAUAAUCAUAUUCAGGUGUUGGAUUUAUCACAUUGUAAACUUGGUGAUACUGGUGCUCAUGCUAUUGGUGAAUUUUUGAGAAUUCAUAAACGUAUUAAAGAAUUACAUCUGGUUAAUAAUGGAAUUGGUCCAAAUGGAUUAGCUGGUAUUGUUCAUGGAUUACUACAGGAUUCAUCAGCACCAUUAAAAUACUUAAAUUUACGAUUAAAUCCACUUCGGGAUGAAGGAGGUGUUCAUAUUUGUGCUUUACUUUUACGAAUUUCAAGUCUUGAAAAAUUAAAUGUCAGUGGGUGUUGUUUUAAUACAGAAACUGGAUUGGGUCUUGCUGAAGUUUUAUCAUCUGGUUUUAUGAAAAUUUUAUAUUUAAGUUUAAAUUUAUCUAAUAAUGAUUUAGGUCAUAUUGCUGGUGAAGCAUUUAAUAUUGCAAUAAAAAAUUGUAAAAAAAUCGUUGAAUUGGAUAUGAGAAUGUGCAAUUUUAAAAAAGAGUCUGAGUUCUUGAUCAGUAAAAAUAUUACAAGAAAUAAAGAAGAAAUGAGUAGAAAAAAAGGAAGGUCAGAAUAUGAAAGAAGACGAAGUAGUGCUUUUAUUCCUUUACGUGCUAAAAGUCUACUGCCACCAGCAGGUUUUGAGGAUGUACAAAAACCUCAACAACCAACAAUUGGUGUACAUUUUUUAAAUGACAAUCUAAAUGUUCAUUUUGACGAUGAUAAUUCAAGUACAAUUACAUUUUAAACAAUACAUUUUCAGCUAUGAAAAAAAUACUAAAUAAAAAGGUAAAAAAAAAAUAAAA